Messenger RNA from Tetrahymena thermophila SB210, 255 nucleotides. RefSeq lists its product as hypothetical. The transcript has 2 exons. The record is from RefSeq and is a predicted model, not a curated record. NCBI's taxonomy places the organism in Eukaryota, Ciliophora, Oligohymenophorea, Hymenostomatida, Tetrahymenidae.
AUGGUAUCUCAUAUUAGCAUAUCUGAAAAAAAUGUUGCUGCCAGCUAAAGAGAAGUAGUCGAAUCUGGAGGUGAAGAAAAUGCAAGCGAAGGUGAGGAAUUUCAAAAAGAUUAAGUUAAUGACUUCGUUGUAAAAAAUAAAUCUGAAUUUGUAUAAAUUUAAAGAAAAUUUAGCAAGAAAGAACUUCUUGAUUAGUUAGUAUAAUUUAAGGAAUAUUUGGAUGCUGCUAUUUAUUUUAAAAAUGUAAUAGGAUGA